Messenger RNA from Solea senegalensis (Senegalese sole), 1905 nucleotides. Its product is annotated as otolith matrix protein. Gene Ontology annotation, biological process: iron ion transport. Bases 66 to 1193 code for a protein of 375 amino acids. The record is from RefSeq and is a predicted model, not a curated record. Lineage: Eukaryota; Metazoa; Chordata; Actinopteri; Pleuronectiformes; Soleidae. The transcript has 10 exons. Gene Ontology annotation, cellular component: plasma membrane; recycling endosome; early endosome.
CCCUCUCUGUGUCUCACGUCUGGGUUAUAAGAGAGGAAGGGGACAGGUUUCCAACCAGAGUCAACAUGGAGCGUCUAGAUCGAUGGCUACCUGUGGCUUUUAUUCUACUUCUGCCUCUCCUGUGCGUCAGUGGUGUCCCCAACCAAAAAACGACAGUUUCCUGGUGCGUACUGUCUGAUGCCGAAGAGCAGAAGUGUCUGGACUUGGCCGGGAACGCCAGUGCUCAGAAUAUCAGAGGGACACUGCAGUGUGUCCGUGGACUCAACACCAGAGACUGUAUGGACAAAAUCAAGAACGGGACGGCAGACGCAGCCUCCAUGUUUGCAGAUGACAUUUAUGCUGCCGGCUUCUGCCACGGACUGGAGGUGGCUGCAGGAGAGUCCCACAACGGAGUUGACGGUAUUAGCUACUACGUCGUGGCCUUGGCUCGGACCUCCACCUCAGACCUGUCCCUGAUGGAGAUGCAUGAGCGCAGCUCAUGUCACCCUGGAAUUCGCACCACAGUGGGGUGGACGGUCCCUAUUGGCUACCUGGUCAACACCUCCCAGAUCAGCGUCGGGCAGCAGUGCAACUUUCCCAAAGUGGUGGGAAACUUCUUCGGUUACAGCUGCGUGCCGGGGGUCAAAGAUGCUCAGCACGACCCCAGAGGCAUCAACCCCAAGAACCUGUGCGAGGCCUGCAUAGGAGACGAGAACGACAGACACAUCUGUGCCAGCAACCACAGAGAGCGACACUACGGAGAGUCUGGAGCACUGAGAUGUGUGGCUGAAAACCUUGGUGACGUGGCCUUUGUCAAACACACCACAGUCUUUGACAACAUAGAUGGUAAGAACCAGGAGUCCUGGGCCCUGGACCUGGAGCUGGAGGACCUGAAGCUGCUGUGUCCAGAUGGAACCGAGGCAGGACUGGACGAGUUCCAGCGCUGUCAUCUGGCAGCUGUCCCCGCUAAUGCUGUGGUGGUGCGCAUGGAGGACAAGUGCCGCGUCUGGAAGUUCCUGGAACGUUUACAGAACGCGUUCGGCAACGCCACUGAGGGCUUCAGACUGUUCGGCUCUGCAGGUUACAGCGACUCUGAUCUGCUCUUCAGCGACGCCACCCACCACCUGCAGAGGGUUCUGGGUAGCUACACCUCUUGGCUGGGCUCCACUUACACCAACAUGCUGCAAGCCUUCGAGUGUGAGGGCUUCUGCUGAUGGAACAGGAGGACGACUUCCAGUGCAUCAUCCCUCUGUCUCCGUCCUCCCCUCCCGCCUUUCCUCCCUGCCAUCUGCGUCUCUUUGUCUCGCCAUCGCUCCUCCUCUUUUGCCCCGGCUUUUUGCGUUCGUCUUAUCCCUGUGUUGUUGUUUUUUUACCACUCAUUCUCCAUUAUAAUACGGCUGUCCUCCUUUAACCUCCUUCUACGUCUUCUGAAAUACUGGCUGGCAGAUUAGGGAGGCUACAAAAGAUUUGUUUUGCACAACGAAAAUACACAAAAACUCCCAAGUUUUUUUUUUUAAACAUAAUUACACAAAAUAUGCCAAAAAAUGAUGAUCACAUCUCUUAAAUUGACUAUGAUUAAAAAGGACAAUAAGGAGAAGUGGCAGGAAAUUCAAAAUAAACUCGUUUCAGGUUGUUCUCCAAACAGGAUCUUGAUACAGAUUUCAGUGGGAUUACACUACAAGCACAAAAAAUAUCCCCCCAAAAUUGCCUCACAUGUAAAAAGAAAUCCUGUCAACCGUUGCGAAAAAAUUUUUUGGGUUGAGGAGAAAUUGUGUUUUUCUUCUUCUUCAUCUUUCUUCAUCAUUAGUCUAAGCUUCAGUACCACCCUCCCACCCUCCUCCCACAGGGUCCGUCUCUGGCACUGAACAACAGGGUGCUAUUAAGUAUGAGCUUAGACGAUUUAGUAACUGUAUGUGUGUGUGUGUG